Molecule: messenger RNA, 1410 nt
Organism: Drosophila teissieri
Lineage: Eukaryota; Metazoa; Arthropoda; Insecta; Diptera; Drosophilidae
Exons: 4
Coding region: 1-1410 (469 amino acids)
Source: RefSeq, a predicted model, not a curated record
AUGCUAGCUUUAAAAUCCUCUGGCAUGGAGCUACGAAAAUGGGCUAGUAAUGACCAGGAUCUGAUGGCAACGAUACCUCUCGAGCAUCGAUGCAAGCAGACAUCCCUCAGUUGGGACAAUGCGGACACCAUCAAAACACUGGCAAAGAUUAUAUUGAAAGAAAUCACACUAGCGAAGCAAUAUCGCGAGGACGGAUCGAGUACAUCACUGGAUUGGGAUGAGCCAGUUCCCAACACCAUUGCCGUCAAAUGGCAACAAUUUCGACAGCAACUAAUGAAGGUUAAGACGAUCAAAAUACCACGCAGCGUCAAAUUUACGCCACUAUUUAGUAGUGAGAUACAACUGCACACCUUUUGCGAUGGAUCCUCCAGUGCUUACGCAGCAGCAGUGUAUGCACGCACCCAACAGUCUGAUGGGACUUUCUAUACAACGCUCAUCGUCGCAAAAUCAAAAAUUUCGCCAACCAAGCCGUUAACAAUACCGCGCACUGAGCUAUGCGGUGCAGUAUUAGCUACCAAACUCACCAAAUGGGUGCUGGAGAAUAACCGAUGGACCAAUGCACAUAUAUCUACCUUUUACUGGACCGAUGCUACCAUUGUUCUGCACUGGAUUAAAGGAGACAUUACUAGGUGGAAAACGUUUGUAGCCAACCGAGUGUCUUACAUUCUCGACCACACCUCAGCGGCUCAGUGGCACCACAUAGACACAUCGGAAAACCCAGCAGAUUGCGCAACCAGAGGCUUACCACCGAGCCAAAUACCUGAUAUUUGGUGGCAUGGCCCAUCCUGGCUAUGCAAACCACACAAUAUUUGGCCAAACACGCAAUCACAAUUGCUCAAUCCAGAAGAACGGGAUCUGGAGGCCAAAUCCAUAAAAAUUAGAGCCUUCACUACCUUGUCAGACACAAAGGAUUCUAUUAUUGACCGAUUCUCGUCGUAUACAAAACUGCUACGUGUCACGGCAUACAUGUUACGAUUCUGCCACAAUGCUCAUGCUCGAGCACAACGAAGUCACGGAUCACUCUCUCCUGACGAGCUGGAUGAGGCCCUGUGCUGCAUAGCUCGCCUUGCACAAUCCGAUACAUUUCACGCCGACAUCCAAGCGCUUAAAAGGAACAAGCCGUUACCACCCCGUAGCACACUUUCAAAUCUUACACCGUUUCUUGACAACAAUAUCUUGAGGAUUCGUGGCCAUUUGGUAAUUCAACACUCUCAUCAGCUCACUCUACAUGGCGGCGCUCAAUUAACACUGGCUCACAUACGCUACAAAUUCUGGAUUCCCAGAGGCAGACAAGCAGUCAGGCGAAUCAUCCGGAAAUGCGUCACAUGUUUUAAGGAGUUGACUACACUGGUGCGAUUGAACUUCAAGCCGCGCGUGUACGAGGAUCAACCACCUACAAAGGCUAUGUAG